Molecule: messenger RNA, 954 nt
Organism: Symbiodinium pilosum
Lineage: Eukaryota; Dinophyceae; Suessiales; Symbiodiniaceae
Source: the annotation of a GenBank genome assembly
AUGAGGCGGCCAGCUCCUGCGGUGCAGUUUAUGCCUGCCAAACCGCAGUUUUAUUGGGCGCUUACUGAUAUUCCCAAUGCAAUGCAAGCAAAACAGCUUCACGGGAAUUGUGAUUCAAAUCAGACCUCUGCCGACUAUGCACGAGAUUUCCCAAAGAGUCCGAGCAAGAAUGCUGCCAAAGUCGCGCGAAAACCUCUUGGGCGACCAGCCUCUGCGCCGCAACUCCAAAGGAGCAAAGCGUUGCAGGCCCUACGAAAGUCGCGCACCCCCAGCCCGGUGAGGCGGCCUCAACAUCCGCAAGGCAGGGAGGUUUGCGGAGAGGCCAGCCAGGAGGCGUCUGUAAUGACAGUGCCAAUCAUCGCGCCGUACGAUCGACAGAAGAAGGAUGAAAUGCAAGCACCAUCAACCAGGAGGCGACUUGAAGAACAUCCUGGGGCAAGCAGCUCGCAUAGCAAGCAGGUUGCACCAAAAGUCAAGUCGCAGAAGAUGGCUUGGCAGGAGACUGCUUCUGAAAAAGUAGUUCAGCAACUGGGGUAUCAGCCAGGAUUGCCACGAAAACCAGGAGCACAGUCUUUGAUUCCCAAGCAUGUAUCUGACCUGCCAAAUGUCCUCGCACACAUGGAGCGACUCAAAGCUGAGCAACUUGAGCUAGCACAGGAUUCUCGAUGCGAAGGCGUGAAAAUCAAAACUCAAAAGGAUGUUUGUGUGUUGGAGUUUCCUAACAAGGGGGCUCGUUUGCUGGUGAAUCGGUGGAGGCCGGGGUACAGCGAGCUGCAGCAACCAAACCGCGCUCAAAGCGCUCAUGGUCGUCGGGCACGCUCGAGCCCGCACCUUUCACGAUCCACCGGUUUUCCAUGCACACAGGUGCAGCCGGUGCAGUCUGUUCAAACUGCCCAAAAGGGCAGCCAGGGUGUCAGUGUGCUGAAUUUUGAACUCGUGGGCAAAGCCGACUAG